Molecule: messenger RNA, 2835 nt
Organism: Onychostruthus taczanowskii (white-rumped snowfinch)
Lineage: Eukaryota; Metazoa; Chordata; Aves; Passeriformes; Passeridae
Gene: TMEM42
Product: transmembrane protein 42
Exons: 3
Coding region: 1-531 (176 amino acids)
Cellular component (GO): membrane
Source: RefSeq, a predicted model, not a curated record
AUGCUGCGGCCCCGUGCUCCCCAGUUUGUGUCGAUGCAGCCUCUGCCCAUCAGCGAGCUCUGCCCACCAGCGAGCUCUGCCCAUCAGCGAGCUCUGCCCAUCAGCGAGCUCUGCCCACGCGCCCUUCCUUCGCUGCCCGCCCGCUCCCGCCUGAGCCCCGCCCGCGCGGGGCGGCGCUGGCGCUGCGCGGGCCGGGCCGCGAAGCUGGCGCUGGGCCCGGGCGGGGAGGCGGCCGGCGGCCCGCUGCUAGUGUUGCUUCGCCUCAUCUGUGUUGGCCUGGUGUUUGUGUGCAAUGCAGUGAUGUGGACAGUCUUCACAAAGGCCUUACGACUCUCCUCCUCCUCAGCUGCUGCCUCUGUGACAACGACAGCCUCCAACUUCAUCUCUUCGGCUAUCCUGGGAAGGUUGCUCUUCGGGGAGACGUGGACACCUCUGUGGUGGGUCGGCCUUGCCAUGACAGUCUGUGGGCUCGCGCUGCUGCACACGGCUGCACCCCAGCUGGUGCCGGUCCCAGCGGAGAAGAAGGAAUGAUAGCUGCUGGAGGGGUCAUGGUGCCAUGCUGUCCCUCUCCAGCCUGUCUCAUGACAGCAUCCCCAGUCCCCACCGGCCUCUGAACACAUCGGCUGCUAACCCCUGCUCACUGCUCAUCUGCUGACUUCCAAAAUCACAUUGGUCACAUCUUUCCUGGUGGUGGUAUGGUGGCAGUGACAGCUUGGAGGGAGCUGGUCAGCUCUGAGUCAGUAUUGUGAAAAUCAGGGCCAGAGGCUUAUCAGCCACUCCUCUUCUUCACACCCUGUGGCUGUGAAGCUUUCCCAGUUUGGGGAAUGCUGAAAGUAAACAUGGUGGCUGUGGAAGGUGCUUGUGCAUCAGUAUUUUUCCAUGAAAGGACCUAUCCCAAAAUAGAAGAACAAUCAGAAUUAGAUGCUGAAGGCAGCUGUUAUUUCUGCUCUGCUGUUCCUGACUUUCUGUCUCUUGAAAUGGUUCUAUGCCCACUGCUACCUGUAAGGCUGUGGAGACUUUCAUUAAUUCCUUCAGCUUCCUCUGUCAGUCACAUACACCUUUGAACUUGCCAUUUGUAUCUGACGUCUAGAAUUUUCACUUACCCAUUCCUGACAUGUUAGUCACUGUAAGGUUGCUGCUCUUUCCUUUAAACCCUUACCCAGAAUAGGGUUUUGAUCACCAUUCCUGCUUUAUGUAGGUCAAACUAGUUUUGGGACAGUUCAACAGGCAACCUGCUUUCACUUGGAGUACCCAUGUUCAAUACAUCCCUCAUCCCCACUCGAGUUGACAAUUGCUUUAAUGUUUGGUAAAAGGGAGUUUCUCAAGCCAUGUUUUUUCUACACCUCUGGAUGAUGCUUAUUCCCACUGAUGUGAUGUGAUCAACCAGAUCACUGGUAUCUGCUAAAUUUUGCAUCAGUGAUUACUGCGUGUUCAGGUGUCAGUUUGGUGAAUGCGUCACGAAUCAUCAUUUGUAAGGUAUCGGUUUAAUUCCCCUGCCCACUUCUUUUUUUUCCUCCUUGGAAAUUCUUCAGUUGGAAUCCUAAUUAAGAAACACAAUGAUUUCUGUAAAUGUAUGUAUCAUGGUGGUGAUAUCGCUUGCUUGCUCUGGGCUUGCCAGGUUGUCUCUGUCAUCUUGUAAUGACAGAAGGUGAGUCACGGUUGUGGCAUGUGCAGAAAACCAAAGGACACGUUUCUGUGAGCAUCUGUAUCAGAACCUGCCAGGUCUGUCAUGACUGCCAGAUCUGUGCUGUGUCAAGUGUCAAAUAGACUCCUCGAUGGGAAUGCCACUGGAGUUGGGUUUGUGCCUUCUUCUUUGAAUCAGAAGAGUCCCUGUCUCCCAGAAGAGGCCAAGAGCUGUUUGCUCUGUUCCCUGCCAUUCUAGCUCACCACAUCCGGCAGCCGUGUCCCAGGAGGGGCAAAGCCUUUGCCUCUCCCCUCAGUGUGCUCUCAAGUCUUCCUGUCAAAGAGGGGAGCUGCAUAUGUGGUGGGGGAGAGGGCAGAGUGCUCUGGGUGCCUUCCCUCCCUUCCACCAUGGGUCUUUGCACCUGGGGAGCUCUCUGGGUGGCAGCAGUGGUAGGGUGGGACACAUCCAGUUGCCUGGGAAGCUGGGACUUGACACAGGGAACCAGUAUCGCUUAUUGGUCUGCAGACAUGACAGCCAGGAGCCAUGCAUUUCUAAGUACAUCAGUCUCCUUAGAUCUUCACAGAUAAUGGAAAAUUAAUGAAGCCUGAUUUAUUUGCCCUUGUUAUUAACCCUCACCCAGCUGUAAGCCAUGGCUGCCUUCAUGCAAACACCAGUAGAAGGACCAGGCUGUCUGGUUAGUUUGGGUGUUGUCCCAUUUCCUAAUAAACCAUUUGGAAAGCUUUUUAAUCUGGACUAUCUCAAAACUGACAUUUCUUUAUUACGGUCAUUGUUGGAGGUCAAGGUUUAGGAGGUGUUUCUUUGGAAGUGGAACGUGUGCAGAAGGUGUGAGCAGCACUUUACUUGGUGGUGCUCACCUUUAAGGCAGAUGAAUAUAAACCAGGGCUGUAAAUUCUCUCAUAAAUACUUGAAGGUGGGAACGGAAGUAAGUUUUUCACCAAUUCCCAUGGUAAGAAAAGUUUGCCAAGCAAGGUUCAUUUUAUGGCAGAAUCCCACCCCUCUUGUGUACACAAGAGUUUGGCCAUGUCUGCCCGUGGGGCCAGCGCUACAAGAAAAACUGUAAUCACUGUGGCAAAGCAGUGUACUUCUGGUAAACCAUUCAUAUGGGAUCAUCCAAAAUGUGGCUGAAGGUAAAAAAAAAAACCAAAAAAAAAAACCAGAGGGGGAUUUCCAAAAUAAAACUGUGUCCAAAG